ACGCCCCCUGGGGAGGGCGCUGCGCCUGCGCCGGAACGGCCGCAUCGCUCCCGGAAGUGGAGGAUCUGACAGGAGAGAGCCGCUGGGUCUCGGCGCCCGGAGGCAGAGCCGCUCGCGAAUCUCGCCCGUCAGCCCCCGACUACCAUGUCAGCCUUCGACACCAACCCCUUUGCGGACCCAAUGGACGUGAACCCCUUCCAGGAUCCCUCUGUGACCCAGCUGACCAAUGCUCCACAAGGUGGUCUGGCUGAAUUUAACCCCUUCUCAGAGCAGACAAAUGCAGCAACAACGGUUCCUGUCACCCAGCUCCCUGGGCCCUCGCAGCCAGCAGUUCUCCAGCCCUCAGUGGAACCAACCCAGCCAACCCCCCAGGCUGUGGCCUCUGCAGCCCAGGCAAGCCUACUCCGGCAGCAGGAAGAACUGGACAGGAAAGCAGCCGAGCUAGAACGAAAGGAGCGGGAAUUGCAGAACACUGUGGCCAACUUACACGUGAGAGAGAACAAUUGGCCGCCUCUGCCCUUGUGGUGCCCUGUCAAGCCCUGUUUCUAUCAGGACUUCUCCACAGAGAUCCCUGCUGACUACCAGCGAAUAUGCAAGAUGCUCUACUAUCUCUGGAUGUUGCAUUCAGUGACUCUGUUUCUGAACCUGCUUGCCUGCCUGGCCUGGUUCUUAGUCGACAGCAGCAAGGGAGUAGACUUCGGCCUCUCAAUCCUGUGGUUUGUGAUCUUCACCCCCUGUGCCUUCCUUUGUUGGUACCGACCCAUCUAUAAGGCCUUCAGGUCUGACAACUCUUUCAGCUUCUUCGUGUUCUUCUUUGUAUUUUUUUGUCAAAUAGGGAUCUAUGUCAUCCAGUUGGUCGGCAUCCCUAACCUGGGAGACAGUGGUUGGAUUGCAGCCCUGUCUACACUGAAGCAAGACUUGGCUGUGUCGAUCAUCAUGAUGGUGGUGGCUGGCUUCUUCACACUCUGUGCUGUGCUCUCACUCUUCCUUCUAAAGCGGGUGCACUCUCUAUACCGCCGGACUGGGGCCAGCUUCCAGCAGGCUCAAGAGGAAUUUUCCCAGGGCAUCUUCAGCAACAGGACCUUCCGUAAUGCUGCCUCAUCUGCUGCCCGAGGAGCCUUCCAAGGGAAUUAGUCCUGACUCUCCUCCCUGUGCCCCAGCCUUUUUUCCCGCCUGCCCUCUGAGCUGCACUUUCCAUGGGUGCCUUAAGCAGUGCUAUGGCCAGCACAGACCAUAGGGGAGGGUCUUGCUGUGGCUCUUUCUCCUUUCUCAGCCAUCAGUUCUCCCUUCCACCGAAGGGAAGGGGAGGAGGGACAGGAACUUUUUUACACAAGAGAAAAGAAAAAACACGCAAAGUUUUUCUUCUCUGGUGGUUUGGUAAGAUUCUUUUGUCUCUCUGAAGCAGUGGGACUGAAGUUCUCUUUUCCCUACACACACACACACACACACACACCACAUGCACAUAUGAUAUGUACACACUUGGGAUCAUUGGAAAACCUAGGCCCACCCCACUGGGAGCUGUAUUUCUGCCGGCUCCUGGGCCUCCACUCAUCCCCUAGAAACCUGGCCUGAAUGGCUUCACAGCCACAGCCUUCCAGGGGCUUCCAUUGUCCUGCCCUACAUGCUGGGCUGAGAUGACCUCCCAAGGGCUCCCCUUUACUAGUAGAUGAGCUGUGGCCUGGGCUGGCGGAUAGCUCUUUUCCCCCAGAUCACUCUGGACAGGUCUCUGGGCUUCCAGAGCCUCUGACUGAUUUCUUAGCCUCUUUCCUGCCUCAAGUUUCUCACAGAUUCAUAGCCCUAUUGGCUCCCUGCACCUUCCAGCUGUGGACAGAACUCCUGUGCCAUCUGGGCCCUCCCUGAGCCCUCCCCUCCUUAUACUUACUGAAUGUGCAUUGGGGUUGGUUGAGAUCUGGGAAUAGGCAGGAACAGAGGACAACCCGAGUUGUCCUGCCCAGCCUUUAAGUCUUCUAGGAGGAGUGUGUGCGACUGUCCUAGUGUGGGUUGUUUGUCCCUGUUUGUUUUGAUUUCCUCUUCUCCUGGGGGACAGUUGUGCUCUGCCUUGGCCUCACAUUCUAACCCUCUGAUCCCACAUCAGCAAUAUAUAGCUUGUUUGACUCUUAAGAAGGGCAGGUCAGAUCAGUUCAGAACUGAAUCCUUCAGGCUGGUCUGAUGAGCCAGAGUUCCAGACUCAUCCUCCAGGGUUCUCCCAUACCCCGAGCAGGAGUAGAGUCUAGGUCACCUUUCCCUGGUCCUAGUUAUUCCCCAGGAGGUGUGUCACUGUGAUGAGCACCUAAGAGUCUACCAUCAACACCUGCACCCUACCCUGGAGAGGCUGUAGGGAUGGAUACACCUGGAGUUAGCUGUGGACUGAGGGAACUUCUCAAAAAGCAGGCAAUCCAGAGGCAGCCCUGAAUACAGCCCACUCCACUCCAGAGCCACUGAAUGAUGGUUUAAUGAUAGUGACCAAGGUUUUGUAAAUUUCUUUUUGGUAUCUUUUCUCUCCAUGUACAAAUGUAUAUGUUGUUUCAGUUUUGUGCUUAAAUAAAGACAUUUUCAGACAA
Messenger RNA from Pipistrellus kuhlii (Kuhl's pipistrelle), 2561 nucleotides. RefSeq names its product secretory carrier membrane protein 2 (gene SCAMP2). The coding region runs from base 145 to 1134 and encodes 329 amino acids. Gene Ontology annotation, biological process: protein transport. The transcript is spliced from 10 exons. The record is from RefSeq and is a predicted model, not a curated record. Lineage: Eukaryota; Metazoa; Chordata; Mammalia; Chiroptera; Vespertilionidae. Gene Ontology annotation, cellular component: recycling endosome membrane; trans-Golgi network membrane.